Molecule: messenger RNA, 422 nt
Organism: Thamnophis elegans (Western terrestrial garter snake)
Lineage: Eukaryota; Metazoa; Chordata; Lepidosauria; Squamata; Natricidae
Gene: TRMT112
Product: tRNA methyltransferase subunit 11-2
Exons: 3
Biological process (GO): tRNA methylation; peptidyl-glutamine methylation; rRNA (guanine-N7)-methylation
Molecular function (GO): protein heterodimerization activity
Source: RefSeq, a predicted model, not a curated record
CCAAAACCGGAAGUGGGCCGGAAGGGAUUCCCCCCUUCUCCAUGCACGUGUCUCUUCCUUUGCUCGCUCGGCGGACCGAAAAACCAUGAAACUCCUGACCCACAACAUGCUCACUUCGCACGUGCGGGGCGUGCGGCCCGGAGGUGGGUUUCCCCUUCUCAUACAGGCUACAGAGGUGAAAGUGAACGAUAUCGAUUUCAACCCCCAGUUCACGGCACGGAUGGUGCCCAAAAUUGAAUGGGCAGCUCUGGUUGGCGCGGCUGAGAGUUUGGGUCAUCGCUCAGAUCUUCCCUCCGAGCUCAUCCCCGACUACGAGAAAAAUGAAGAUUUUCUUCGGAAAGUGCAUCAUGUCUUGAUGGAGGUUUGGAACCCUUUCUUUCCUUUCUCCUUUCCAUUCCUUUUUCCCUCUCCUCUCCUUUCUU